Messenger RNA from Penicillium bovifimosum, 1050 nucleotides. RefSeq names its product N-terminal C2 domain-containing protein. The record is from RefSeq and is a predicted model, not a curated record. The coding region runs from base 1 to 1050 and encodes 349 amino acids. NCBI's taxonomy places the organism in Eukaryota, Fungi, Ascomycota, Eurotiomycetes, Eurotiales, Aspergillaceae. The transcript is spliced from 5 exons.
AUGCAAGCAUUUGUUCCCAAGAACAGACGACCCAGGUUCGAGCUUGUGUUGAGGAUCAUUGAUAUCAACAAUGUCCCCUUGGGCAACAGUGUUGCAUUUGUACGAUGGCGAUUGCCAUCUUCGAGCGCUACUGAACACCAAGGCCGCACAGAGAAAUCGACUCUCUCAGACCACCGCGCUUACUGGGGCUAUGAAAAAUCUCUUCAAGUAAGGCUUACAAUCGAUAGGACAUCGGUUCUACAGGAGUGUGACAUCAACUUUGAAGUUAUACAAGAGUUCACCUCAUCGACCAUUUCCGAAAAGAGCGUUCUGGGCAAGAUCAAACUCAACCUUGCCGAAUACGUGGACAAGACCGAUGAAGAUGAUGGAAUUACUAGGCGAUAUCUGCUGCAUGAAAGCAAAGUGAAUAGUACCGUCAAGAUCGGAAUCGCAAUACGCCAGCUGGAAGGAGAUCGCAACUUUACCACACCGCAACUGAAGUCCGCCACCGUGUUCGGAGGAAUCGCCGGUGUUGUCCACUCCACCGAGCAGCCGAUUGACCCCGAUGAAGUCGGUCGGCUGGCUCACAUGGACACCAAGAGUGGGGAACUCACAGAUAUGCAAGACAUGUACCGGCGUACUUUAGCAGCAUCGUGGUCAUCUAGAGCAGGUGAUUUGCCUGCCGAUAGGCUGAUUGAAGAAUUGUUUUGCGGAAGCGCCUGCUGGAACAACGAUGCACACAGUGCCAAUGCCGAACUCCCAGCAGAAAGACACCGAGUUUCUCUGUUGACCCCGGAGGCUGUUCCACGGCAGAGCCGUUCUGGAAAAGUCCUUUCAUCCAGCUUCGAGCAUCGUCGAAAAAGUACGUCCAGCAAUCGAUCACGCAGCAGCUCCAAGACUGCGGACUCCCUCGCAGCACUUGGACAUCCAAAAAAGGGUGGAAGUAUAGAGCAACAGCUAUACGAAGGUGUGAAAAAUCGAGCAUGGAAGACAUCCGACACGAGCAACGAGCUUUCCGAGUUCGCAGUGAGAGAGGAUUUGCGCAGUUGGGAAGUUCAAUCAAAAGAAUAA